Messenger RNA from Fopius arisanus, 1671 nucleotides. RefSeq names its product drumstick (gene drm). Gene Ontology annotation, molecular function: DNA-binding transcription factor activity, RNA polymerase II-specific; RNA polymerase II transcription regulatory region sequence-specific DNA binding. Gene Ontology annotation, biological process: regulation of transcription by RNA polymerase II; embryo development. The coding region runs from base 807 to 1052 and encodes 81 amino acids. The transcript has 3 exons. The record is from RefSeq and is a predicted model, not a curated record. Lineage: Eukaryota; Metazoa; Arthropoda; Insecta; Hymenoptera; Braconidae. Gene Ontology annotation, cellular component: nucleus.
UCGGGUGUCUACUAUAUUCGGGCUACCAAGUACCAAGAAGCGUUGGAAGCCCCCAGAGGAGCAGCAACCAGCCAACCGGACCCGCCAGAACCGUCCGAAGGUUCAGUCUACUCCGUGCGCCCAAACGGUCCAGACCUGUUCAAGAGGCACUUUCUACUAUUUUAUUGGAUUUUAAAUAAUCAAACAUCACUCCCCUGUUUGCCAAUUGGAUCAGAUUGUCGUGAUUAGUACUCGGUUCGAUGAUUUUCCAUUUCGUGUGCUAAAAUUCAUCAAUCAAUCAAUCCAUCAUCAUUUGGAAUUAACGAAGAUCUUCAGGAUAAUCAAAAAGACUUUCGCUGAUCAUCACCGGUAGCCAACAGCGGAUGCAACCCCGUGAAAUCCUUGACUCCAUCCAACCUAGAACAAAGAUCACCAGAAAAAUCAAAGAACUAAUCACUCACUCGUGCUAAUAAUACCAUCAAAGAUCGAAGUGGUGGGAGCAGGAGGAAAAUAUUUGGCUGGUGUCAGACGUACGGUGUGAUCCGUUUGAAAAGUCAGACUUGAGGAAAAAGGAAAAAGAAAAAAAGAGAAUAAAGAAAAAGGAAAAAAAAGGCUGAGAAAAAAGAAAAAAGAGAGAGAAUAAAAGUGGAAUAAAAAAAAAUCGCUGAAGGAGGUGGGAUAGGUACCCACUUGGCAAUAGACGGAAAAGGAGAGAGGAGGACGAGAGAGAGAGAUAGGAAGAUUGGUUGAGAGAGUGAGAGUGAGAGAGGCGUAUAGUCAAGUCUGUUGAGGUCUCGUGAACGAGGGAGCGGUGGGAAUUUAUAAGGAUGUUCGCGAUAAUGCCGAUGGAGACAGAGGGGCACGGCAGGGAGUUCGGCCGCCGGCAGAAGAUGCGCGCCAAGUGCACAGUCGAGUUCGUCUGCAAGUACUGCCAGCGGCGUUUUACCAAGCCCUAUAACCUCAUGAUACAUGAGCGCAGUCACAAGGACGACGUGACCUUCACCUGUGAGGUCUGCGGAAAGUCCUUCAAACGACAGGACAAUCUCAAACAGCACAGAUGUGGGUGGCGGUGAGCGGGAGCUCUGAAACCCCCUGCACCUUCCACACAACAACAAAAACAAAUUAUCGAAAAAAGGCAAAAAAAAAAAAAGAGAAUACAAUAACACGAGUACACAGAUCCUCCCCCCGUUCCCUACUCUAAGAAAAAAAAAUAUAUAUAUUCAUAAUUCAAAUUACCCGCUUCUUGAUCACCGUGCUACCCAAUUGGUAGAUUCGUUCCAGCAUGCACUCUACUCUCACUCUUCUAACAAAUCUACUAAUUAACGGAGAAAUGAUUAUUGAAUGAAUUACUCAUGCGCUAGAAAAGCAGUUCCUCAUUCCCAAUAUUUCGGUCAAUCUCUGUUCCAGGAGCAUACACUCUGUUCCUUACAAGGGCUCCAACGGCUACUCGAAUGGCUAUUCGAAUGGCUACUCUAGGUACUAGAUGCCAUGUCCAGCCGACUUCCCCUUAAUCCCCACCCCCAAUUUUUCCCGUAGAUGAUUUUUUAAUAAAGCCAUCAUUAUAUUUCCCCCACAUCAUAUCUAUCUGUAGAAUUCUACUCGCCAGUAAAAGAAGAAAAAAAAAACGAGAUUUCCUAACCCACCCCCUUUACCCCCUUAACCCCACGAAAUCCGAGAGGAGAAAAAAAAAAA